AUGGUGACCGGCAAUGCGCGCUAUUUGCGCUACAUCGUCAUCGCCUUUUUCACACUUGCCGUGCUCUAUUUCGUUUCCAACUCAAAGUAUGAAGCAGUGACCAUUCCAACCCGUUUGGAUCCCACAGGCACCAAGAAUCAGCCUGUCAAAUCGGAGGAACCCGGAUACAAGCCCCAACAGCCCAUCAAGAAGCCCAAGCCUUCUGACGAGACGGCUCCCGCCCCCAAGAAACCGAUAGGGGACAACGCACAAUCUCCGCUGGCUUUGACCCCAGAGGAUCCAAACUGGGAUGCUGAACUGGUUUCGCCCGCCCCUGGUCUUCGCAUGAACGCCACCUUUGUUACCUUGGCUCGCAACAGCGAUGUGUGGGAUAUUGCCCGCUCGAUCCGCCAGGUUGAGGACAGAUUCAACCGCCGAUACAACUACGACUGGGUGUUUCUCAACGACAAGCCCUUUGACGACAAUUUCAAAAAGGUCACGACGUCCCUGGUGUCCGGCAAGACGCACUAUGGUGAGAUAGCCGCGGAGCAUUGGUCUUUCCCCCCGUGGAUCGACCAGGAAAAGGCCAAGAAAGUGCGCGAGGACAUGGCUGAGCGCAAGAUCAUCUAUGGCGACUCCAUAAGCUACCGUCACAUGUGCCGAUUCGAAUCCGGCUUCUUCUUCCGACAACCCCUCAUGAUGAACUAUGAUUAUUAUUGGCGUGUGGAGCCAUCUGUCGAACUGCAUUGCGAUGUUCACUACGACCCGUUCCGCGUCAUGCAUGAAGGUGGCAAGAAGUAUAGCUUCGUUCUCAGCCUGUACGAAUACGCAGAGACCAUCACGACCCUUUGGGACAGCACCAAGAAGUUUAUGAAGAACCACCCCGAGCAUAUUGCUGCGGACAACGCAAUGGGUUUUCUCAGCGACGAUGACGGUCAAACGUACAACAACUGCCAUUUCUGGUCCAACUUUGAGGUCGGCAACUUGAACUGGCUCCGAAGCAAGGCCUACACCGACUUUUUCGACUCUAUUGACCGGGAUGGUGGGUUCUUCUACGAGAGAUGGGGCGAUGCUCCCGUUCACUCCAUCGCAGCCGGCAUCUUGUUGAACAAGACGGAGAUUCAUUUCUUCAACGACAUUGCCUACUGGCACGUUCCUUUCACCCAUUGCCCUACUGGCGAGAGGACGCGAUUGGCUUUACGAUGUCACUGUAAUCCAAGUGACAACUUUGACUGGAAGGGCUACUCUUGCACUUCGCGAUUCUUCGACGUGACUGGCAAGACCAAGCCUCAGGGUUGGGAGAGUGAAAAGGAUUGA
Messenger RNA from Metarhizium album ARSEF 1941, 1296 nucleotides. Its product is annotated as alpha-1,2 mannosyltransferase KTR1. The transcript has 3 exons. Gene Ontology annotation, biological process: protein O-linked glycosylation; protein N-linked glycosylation; cell wall mannoprotein biosynthetic process. Gene Ontology annotation, molecular function: alpha-1,2-mannosyltransferase activity. NCBI's taxonomy places the organism in Eukaryota, Fungi, Ascomycota, Sordariomycetes, Hypocreales, Clavicipitaceae. Gene Ontology annotation, cellular component: membrane; Golgi apparatus. Bases 1 to 1296 code for a protein of 431 amino acids. The record is from RefSeq and is a predicted model, not a curated record.